UCUACAAAACAACCAUUCACAUUCGAGAAUUCAACUGUUACGCUAAAUUUCGUCGUUAUUUGUUCGUUAUAACAUUCAUUUAUCACCUGAUAUCAAAAAAUUGGCAUGAUAUAACAUUCAGAUUCCUAAAAAUCGUAUAUAGCUAAAAAGUGAUAGUCAAAAAUAAAGUCAUACAGAAGAGGAAGACGAUGAAUCAAACAUUUUUACCGCCUCAGUGUGCAGCACAAAGUGUUGGCACUGCAAAUCAAUUGUUCAUUCAAUUGAUUCAAACGUUAAUCACUGCACACUGUACAAUUCCACAGUCAAAUAUAUGGCCAAAUGACUAUGGACCAACGGCAGAGAAAUCCGAUGGUGAAUGGUUUGAUUUUGUGGUGGUUGGUGCUGGCUCGGCCGGAUGUGUGGUUGCAAAUCGCUUGAGUGAAAAUCCGAAAUGGAAAGUUUUAUUGGUAGAAGCAGGCGGCGAUCCACCUUUUGAAUCGGAGGUUCCUGCGAUGUCCUCAGCAAAUCAGCGAACCGAAUACGAUUGGCAAUUUUAUGCAGAAUCAAAUACAUCAUGUAAAGCACUGAACGACAGUUGCUAUUGGCCACGUGGAAAAAUGUUGGGUGGUUCAUCGGCUAUGAAUGGAAUGUUAUAUGUUCGUGGUAAUGAUCGUGAUUACGAUCGAUGGGCUGAAAUGGGCAACAAAGGAUGGGAUUUCGAAAGUGUUUUGCCGUUUUUUAGAAAAUCGGAAAAUAAUCACUUUUCGCAAUUUGUUUACGGCGACAAUGGAAGGUAUCACAGUGACUCAGGCUCACUAAAUAUCGAUUUCUUUGGCGAAGAUCCGUUUGAAAAAACAAUAAUAGAUGCUGGUAUCGAAGAUGGCUACAAAUUUCUUAGCGAUAUAAACGCCGACAAAUAUAUUGGAUAUACGAAGUUACAAGGAACUUGUUAUCAAGGUCGUAGACAAAGUUCGGCCAAAGCAUUUUUGGCAACGGCAAAAAAUAGAACGAAUCUUCAUGUGUUGAAAUAUGGUCUGGUUCAAAAAGUUCUUCUGAACGAAACGAAUCGAGCCUACGGCAUUGAGUACAGAAGAAAUGGAAAAAUAAUAAAAGCUUAUGCAAAAAAAGAAGUGAUUGUGUCGGCUGGUGCGAUCAUGUCGCCGGUAAUUUUAAUGUUGUCUGGCAUUGGUCCGAAGGAAGAAUUGAAAAAGCAUGAAAUUACACCAAAAUAUGAUUUGGCCGUUGGAAAAAAUCUAUUGGAUCAUAUUGCCACAACGAUUUUCUUUCAAUUUGAUCCAACUUCAACUGACCCACUCGCUGCUUAUGAUAACACAUACAACUUAGCUAUUCACAGUACGGGUCGAUUGACAAAUGGACCAAUUUCAACCUUAUCUGCCUUUAUUAAUAUCGACAAAGCAAAAAAAAUUCCAAACAUUCAAAUUCAAUACUCUUUUUUUACCAAAAAUGCGUCCAAUCUUUCAGCUUACAUUAAAAAAUGUCGAUUUUAUGAUGAAAUCGCUACCAAACUUAUUGAUAUUAAUCAAAAUCAUGAUAUCGUGGUGAUAAUGGUAACAUUGCUUCAUCCGAAUUCAAUUGGUUUUAUGAAUUUAAGUGGAAGCUCGAUCUAUGACAAACCAAAUAUUUUUCCAAACUAUUUUGGCGCAGGCGACGAUUUAAAAACGAUGAUAAGUGCUAUUCGGCAUCAAGUUUCCUAUGAAAAGAGCAAAUCUUAUUCGGGAAAACAUGGAAAAUUUGUUAAAUUGCCGCUGAAAGAAUGUGAGGGAAUUGAGUACGACACCGAUGAAUAUUGGGAAUGCUACAUCCGGUACAUGGCAGCAACUAACUACCAUCCUAUCGGUACUUGUAAAAUGGGUCCACAAUCAGACCACGAAGCAGUAGUUGACGAUCGGCUCAGAGUUCGCGGCGUAGAUGGACUUCGCGUCAUUGAUGCUAGCAUAAUGCCGUACAUCACAUCUGGAAAUACAAAUGCUCCUGCUAUUAUGAUUGGAGAGAAAGGCGCUGAAAUGGUUAUUGAAGAUAACAAUUGAUAUUGUUCAAUCUCGUUUUUCUUUUCAACUCCAGUAAAUUUCAACAUCGUCUGAAUAUGAAGACGAGAAAUCUAUUAAUUCUCAACCUUAAUCUGCAUAAAUUGGGAACAUUAAAUGUGAAAAAUGAACAAAAUUAUGUUAA
Contarinia nasturtii (swede midge) is the source of this 2169-nucleotide messenger RNA. RefSeq names its product glucose dehydrogenase [FAD, quinone]-like. The coding region runs from base 189 to 2027 and encodes 612 amino acids. The transcript has 4 exons. Gene Ontology annotation, molecular function: ecdysone oxidase activity; flavin adenine dinucleotide binding. NCBI's taxonomy places the organism in Eukaryota, Metazoa, Arthropoda, Insecta, Diptera, Cecidomyiidae. The record is from RefSeq and is a predicted model, not a curated record.